CUCAACGCUCCGGCGGAGUUGGCGGCGGCGGUGCAUUGUGGGCGUGCAGCCGAGCCGCCGCGGGCUGGGAGCGGCGAGGGGGUCCCGGGCUGGGGGCCGACCAGGGAUGUCUACGGAGCCUCCCUGCUUGAUGCUACAAUGUGGGACCAGAAAUGCCCCAUGAUCGGCCAACGGGAUCUGGCCACGUCCCUCGGUGGCCUGUUGCUAUCCCUCCUGGUUAUGCUGAUGCUUCUGCUGCCCAUGCACCCAGCUGCCCAUCCUGCCUACCCAUCCUUCCGGUUCCCCAACACCACCUUCAAUCAUCUGACCCGAGCCCGAGAUACGGGGACGCUGUACGUGGGAGCGGUCAAUGCCUUAUUCCAAUUGAGUCCCGAGCUCAGGUUGCUGGAGCUUGUUGUGACCGGCCCAGCCAACGACAGCUCUGAGUGCCUUCCUUUCCGGGACCCCCACGAUUGCCCCCAGGCGCAACCCACAGACAACUCCAACAAGCUGCUGCUACCCAAUGAACAUGCUGGGGAAUUGGUGGUCUGCGGGCAGCUCUUCCAGGGGGUGUGUGAGAAGAGAGCCCUGGGAAACAUUUCCAAAGUGCUGUACCGUCCCGAAGACCCCGGUGACAACCAGUUUGUGGCAGCCAAUGAGCCACGGGUCUCCACUGUAGGUUUGGUGGGCCAGCAUGCCGGCCGAGACCUCCUCUUUGUGGGGCGUGGGCUGACUGCCAAGCUCUCUGGGGGGAUCCCGCCAUUCACCAUCCGGCAGCUGGAAGGACCCCAGGCGUUCUCCAACGAGGGAAUGGGCAAACUGGUGGUGGGGGACUUCUCAGACUACAACAAUACCUACGCGGGCGCCUUUGCUUCUGGGGACUACGUCUACUUCCUGUUCUCCCGGCGGGGGGCGAAGGCACAGAUGGAGUAUCGUGCUUACCUGUCUCGGAACUGCAUGGAGGAUACCAACCUCUACUCCUACGUGGAGCUUCCCUUGGAGUGCCGGGAUGCUGAAGGGCGCGUUUACAACCUGGCUCGGGCGGUGCAUUUGGCCUCUGGGUUCCCAGGCGAAGGGGCCACGCUGUUUGUUGUCCUGGCGGCCGGGCAAGGCUCUACCGCAUCCCCCACAGCCCAAACAGCUCUGUGCGCAUACAGCUUAAGCGAGGUCAACGCCGCCAUGGAGCAGACGCGGCGCCUGUGCUACACCUCGGGAGGAAAGGGCCCCACUGGGAAGGAGGAGGCGGCUAUCGAGUAUGGUGUGAAUUCCAAUUGCAACUCGCUAUCCAAGGAGUCUCCCGAGAGUUACCCCUGUGGUGAUGAGCACACUCCUAGCCCCAUUGCCAGCCGGGUUCCCUUGGUGGCCGAAGCCCUUCUGACCACCGUACCGAGGCUGACAGCUGUGGCAGCCAUGGUAGAAGCAGGCCAUACCAUCGCCUUUCUUGGGGACGGCAUUGGGCGGUUGCAUAAGGAGCAGCAGUGGCGUGGAAAGGGGGAGGGAGUGAUCCUGUGGGAUGGUUGCAUUUCACUAGGUUUGUGUUUUGAGGCCCCUCGAAGGACUUUGGCCCUGCUGUUUGGGCAGCAGAACCCAAGAAUCCUAGAGGCCUACUUCUUUUUGCUCAUUGAACUGCUAGGUUUGAAACUUGGAAUGAGUUCGUUCCUCAUCUUCUUUCCCUGUUACCUGGGAGGAUUCACAGGGAUGUCUUGUGCAACAGUCCCUAUCCUGAAACACCGUUUGCAGAGGAAUGUGGCAUCGCUGGCAUGGAAGCCUCUGUGUGCUUUCAUCCUUGCAGUGGCGUGCCACAGCUGUGUCCUGCUUUGGCAUCUGGACCCCACUUCCCUCUCUACCAGGCCAUCAUCUGGUUGCGCCCACGUGCUCAGCCACCCCGGGCACUGCCCUGUUACCAGUCUGGCAUGGGCACCCAGUGGAGGGUUGCUUCUGUCAGCAUCGCCCAUCGACACUGCAAUGCUGGUGUGGGAUGUAGCCACAGAAAGCUGUGUCCAGCUGCAGUGGUUUGGAGGAGGUGGGGUCACAUACCUUGCUUGGUCAACUGAUGGCAGCAAAGUGCUAGCUGCCACACCUUCAGCCGUCUUCAGAGUCUGGGAAGUUCAGAUGUGGACUUGUGAGAAGUGGCCAACAAUCAGGGGUCCCUGCAGGACCGGGUGCUGGAGUCCGGAUGGCAGCCGCUUGCUCUUCACAGUCCAGGGGGAAUCGUUGAUUUAUUCCUUGUCUUUCUUGGAGUACAGUGGUGAGCACCAAGGGCGGGUUGGUGGAUCCAAGACGGCUUCCAUCGUGGCUGAUUUGUCAGAAACCACCAUUGAGACUCUGUAUGGGCCAGAGAGGAUUGGAGGGGAGGUGCAUUCCAUGGUCUGGGAUCCAAGCGGAGAAAGGCUUGCAGCUGUGAUCACAGGCUCUUCCAACUGCAGGACCGUCAUUGCAGUGUUUCGAACCCGCAACAGCCCCGUGUUUGAGCUCUUGCCAUGUGGUUUCUUGCAGCGUGAAGUCGGUGCACAGCCCCAGCUGAUUGCCUUCCAUCCUUGCUUUAAGAAAGGAGCCGUUCUGACAGUGUGCUGGUCAACCGGAAAGGUCAGCCAUAUCCCCUUUUUCUUCGGCAGCAGUCCAUUUCCCUCUUUCAGUUCUCUGCAAAGUCCCCUCGUGCCUUUGGGCAGUCGAAGCAGCACCCGGGAGCAGCCAUUGUUUUCGGAACUCUGACCUCCGGCAAACCGGCCUAGUGCUUUUCACCAUUCAAGCCUCUCUCUCUCUCUCUCUCUCUAAGAAGGUCUGUGUGGCAGGAUGGUUUUUCAUCAGAAACCUGACUUACUCUCAGUCUGACUUUGGGAGCGCAUAUUCCUUCCUUCCACUUGCCUUAGAUGGUUUGGCAUGUAGCACAACCAGGAUAUCAAAAGUUUCCGUCACUUGAAUGACAACUGCCCAUUUGGGAUGAAAAAUUUUGUAACUGACCCUGAGACAGGAACUAAAAGUUUUAAAAGGAGGACUGUUGUCCGUCUGCUUGUAAAAAUCCUGGUUCUUAGCAAAUGCAGAGGCAGUUCAGCACUUCCAACUCAAACCUGUUCAGGACUUUGAUAAUCAGGAUUCGUAAGUUAUCAUUCUGGAGGAAAAAAUAAACGGGAGUCUUGUGGCA
Molecule: messenger RNA, 3121 nt
Organism: Sphaerodactylus townsendi
Lineage: Eukaryota; Metazoa; Chordata; Lepidosauria; Squamata; Sphaerodactylidae
Gene: AAAS
Product: aladin WD repeat nucleoporin
Exons: 16
Coding region: 139-2691 (850 amino acids)
Biological process (GO): nucleocytoplasmic transport
Cellular component (GO): nuclear pore
Molecular function (GO): protein binding
Source: RefSeq, a predicted model, not a curated record